This is a messenger RNA of Dryobates pubescens (Downy woodpecker), 1563 nucleotides long. It is a transcript of the gene MALSU1, whose product is annotated as mitochondrial assembly of ribosomal large subunit 1. Gene Ontology annotation, biological process: negative regulation of translation; negative regulation of ribosome biogenesis. NCBI's taxonomy places the organism in Eukaryota, Metazoa, Chordata, Aves, Piciformes, Picidae. The record is from RefSeq and is a predicted model, not a curated record. Gene Ontology annotation, cellular component: mitochondrion. Gene Ontology annotation, molecular function: ribosomal large subunit binding. Bases 25 to 648 code for a protein of 207 amino acids. The transcript is spliced from 4 exons.
CGGUGCCCGAGCGCGGCGGCGGGCAUGUGGCGAGCGGUGUGUGUGGGCCGCCGGCUGUUGCGGCCUCUGUGCGCCGCGCCAGCGGGCCCCCUUCGGCUUCAACCGCACCCCCGGGUGGUCGAAGCUGCCCACAGGAGCUGCGCGGGGGUGGGAGGCGGCGGUGCCGGGGCACUGGGGGCGGUGGCGGUGGAGCGGCGGCAGACGGCAGAUACUGUUCUUCCAGCAUUCAACAUUGACUUUGUUGUAGCUCUUCUGAGGCAAGAAAAUGCAAAAGACAUCUGUGUCAUCCAGCUACCUCCAGAAAUACAGUACUGCAAUUAUUUUGUAAUUGUGAGUGGAUCUUCAACACGGCAUCUCCAUGCAAUGGCACAUUACAUGCUGAAAAUGUACAAGCUUCACAAAAAAGAAGGCGAUCCUCAUACUCAGAUUGAAGGGAAAGAGACAGAUGACUGGCUGUGCAUUGAUUUUGGUACCAUAGUUACGCACUUCAUGCUGCCAGAGACAAGAGAAGUUUAUGAGUUGGAGAAGCUAUGGACUCUUGGUUCCUAUGAUGACCAGUUAGCACAGAUGAUGUCACAGUCACUACCAGAAGACUUUGUACUUGGCCUGACAUCUAAUAGCAGUGACCACCUUGAGACAAGAACUUAAUGAAGCUGCUGAGUGGAAAGAUAACUGAGCAUGCAUCACACAUCUGAGAGUGAUACUGUCCUGAUUGCUGACUUAACAGUCACUACAGCUGAUCAGUGCAAAGCAGUGGAUUUGGCAGAUGUGCAUAGGUAAAGCUCUCACAAAGCUACAAAAAUUAGCAGAAUCACAGAAUCAUGAGGGUUGGAAAAGACCUUUAAGAUUAAGUCUGACCAUAAAAUAUCAAAGAAGGAAUCCCGUUAUAAGGAUUUCUUUUCUUCGUGGAGGAGUCACUGUCUCAGUGGAGUUUGCAGUGAGAAGAGUGGGGCAGACAGCUGCUUAAACUACUUACCCUGAAAUUCAUGCUCAGCCUCUACAUUGGUUUUCUAGUAUCUUUAUAAGCCCUGCCUGUGGCAGCAGUGCAAAAAAGAUCUAAGUGCUACAAGGAAAGCAAUACAAUGAAAUAGUACAGUUCAGAUACGGCUUCUUGUAGUAAGCCAUUUGCUUCUGGUCACAAUGAAGUCAGUCAUGCUCCAAAUUGAAGGAGAUGAGAAAACAGACUGGUGUUACUGAGCACACGAAAGCCAAGAGCAGCAGUGACAAAUAAAUGUCUUAGUUAACACAACAUUAAGUCUGUUUUUCAGCCAAGGCAAAUCUGGUUUUAAUAAUGAAAAAUAAAAUCCUGCAGAGUUCCAAUUCAUUGUCUUCGCUUUAAAACAUUCAGCUUCUUCUAAGUGUGCAGUUGGUUCCUCUCCUAGUUUUCCUCUCACCUAGUUGCUGGAAAAGGACACAGAGGCAGUGUGCUACGGCAGUGAAUACUUUCAGCUCCUUUCAAGACAAAACCAGUUGGAAAGGAAACCAUUGGUCAGUGAGCAUUACGUGCUGCUAGUGAACUGCUCAGCACCUUCAGAAGUCACUGCUCAGUGUGUUUAGUCUUGA